GCCUGAUCUGAUUGGUCGGUGUUGGUUGACUCGAGGUGACGUCACGUGUAUAAAAGCCGGCCGCGGUGUCGGGAGCGCGCAGGGCUCGGUCUCUCAGUGUUCCGGUUGUUUCUCUUCCCGCUGUCUCACUUCCCCUCUCUUCAUCUGUCACAAUGUCUGAAUUCUCGGAGGAUCAGAUUCUUGAGUUUAAGGAGGCCUUCCUGCUUUUUGACCGGACGGGAGAUGGGAAGAUCAGCUACAGUCAGUGUGGAGAUGUGAUGCGAGCUCUGGGUCAGAAUCCUGUUAAUGCUGAAGUUCUCAAAGUGCUUGGAAACCCCAAAGCUGAAGAGAUGAAUUUUAAAAUGCUGGAUUUUGAGCAGUUCCUGCCCAUGCUUCAGGCCAUCGCUAAGAACAAAGAUCAGGGCUCAUUUGAGGACUUUGUGGAGGGUCUGAGGGUGUUUGAUAAAGAGGGAAACGGAACAGUUAUGGGUGCAGAGCUACGCCAUGUCCUCACUACACUGGGUGAGAAAAUGACAGAAGAGGAAGUGGAGACACUGUUGGCUGGACAUGAGGAUGCAAACGGAUGUAUUAAUUAUGAAGCCUUUGUGCGCCACAUCAUGGCCGGCUGAGUGUUGGAACUCGUCAGGAUGGUGAUGAGUGGUUGAAGAUUUCAGACUCAGUUUGUUUUAUUUCCUGUAUGCAUUUGUUUUCCUCUCAUGCUCACACCCCUCGUGCCCCCUCAUCUGUCUAUAGCUGUUAUUUUUUUAUUAAGUGCCUUCAAUCUGUUUCUUUCUUCACCGUUCCUGAUUCAGAUGUCUGAGGAACCAUCCUGUUUAAGUUCUACUCCAGUGUUUUUCAGUCUGAAGUCAGAUGUGUGUGUGUUUGUGUGUACGUGCGUGUGCAUUUGUGCAUAUGCGCAUGUGUAAAAACAUUUAAAUUCUAUGACUAUAAAACAUAAAGUAGAUCUGCAGCCGUUCCACAGGUCUGGUGUCUGAUAUGACAGGUAUGAGAGGAACUCUUCUCUCUCUCUCUCACACACACACACACACACACACACACACACACACACUGCAGCAAUACGGUUAACAGUAGUUUGGGUUACUCUGCAGUCCCCUGAAAGUUCUGUGGUUUCCCUACACCUUCAGAGAGACAGAAUUAGAAAAGUACUUCCUUUCACUGAAGACUUUCUCCUCUGCCCCUUAUACUUCCACUCUUGAGUGAAAAUAAACACUGCAGUAGAGCUCAAACACAAUAAGAGCCUCCUGUAGUGUUGGGUUUUAUAGAUUGGAGUCCAGUGUGUGCACGUGUUAAUUCACUACCCAACAGGGUGACCAGUUUAUAUCUGUAUUUAUAGUUACACUUCCAUCAGCAUUUCACUUUAUUACCCUCACCUCUUUGUGUCAUAUUAGACUGUAAAUGAAUAAAUACUGCGCUUUCAGAAUAA
This is a messenger RNA of Silurus meridionalis, 1423 nucleotides long. RefSeq names its product myosin, light chain 6, alkali, smooth muscle and non-muscle (gene myl6). Lineage: Eukaryota; Metazoa; Chordata; Actinopteri; Siluriformes; Siluridae. The coding region runs from base 153 to 608 and encodes 151 amino acids. The record is from RefSeq and is a predicted model, not a curated record. The transcript is spliced from 7 exons. Gene Ontology annotation, molecular function: calcium ion binding; structural constituent of muscle. Gene Ontology annotation, cellular component: myosin II complex.